Molecule: messenger RNA, 1902 nt
Organism: Esox lucius (northern pike)
Lineage: Eukaryota; Metazoa; Chordata; Actinopteri; Esociformes; Esocidae
Gene: uncx
Product: UNC homeobox
Exons: 3
Coding region: 97-1551 (484 amino acids)
Biological process (GO): regulation of DNA-templated transcription
Molecular function (GO): DNA-binding transcription factor activity, RNA polymerase II-specific; sequence-specific double-stranded DNA binding
Source: RefSeq, a predicted model, not a curated record
UUCCACAUCAUGUCCCCUCCUCGCUGACCGCACUCACUGCAUGCUUUUUAAAUUCACAUCACCAGCCUCCAGACGUCGUUUCCUUUUGCCUAGGAAAUGAUGGACAGCAGGAUUCUGGAUCCACCUCAUGCCCAGUUCGGAGGCUCUCUCGGCGGGAUGGUGGGCUUUCCGUACCAUCUAAGCCACCAUCAUGUUUACGAAUUAGCCGGUCAUCAACUUCAAUCUGCAGCCGCAGUUCCUUUUUCAAUAGACGGAUUACUCAAUGGUUCCUGCACAGCUUCAGUGGUAAAUUCGAACACCCUCUUGUCUUCUGGUUGCGGUAUGAAUGGAGAUAACCAGCAAUACAAGCUGACAGAUUCGUGUGACCCAGACAAGGAUAGCCCUGGCUGUAAAAGACGCCGAACUCGCACAAAUUUCACUGGUUGGCAACUGGAAGAAUUAGAAAAGGCUUUUAAUGAGAGUCACUACCCGGAUGUGUUCAUGAGGGAAGCUCUGGCUCUGAGAUUGGACUUGAUAGAAUCGAGGGUUCAGGUAUGGUUCCAAAAUCGUAGAGCUAAAUGGAGGAAGAAAGAAAACACAAAGAAGGGUCCAGGGCGACCAGCUCACAACUCUCACCCAACGACAUGCAGUGGAGAGCCCAUGGACGCGGAGGAGAUCGCCCGGAGAGAACUGGAGAGGCUUGAGAAAAAGAAGAGGAAGCAAGAGCGAAGACUGUUGAGGUCCCAAAAUAAACUCCUGUCGGGGGACCUAUUUCAUACCCCAGGAUCUGACAGUGACAGUGGAGUGUCACAAGUGACGGACAGUGAGCAAAAUCCACAUUGUGACUCUAUAGGCCGAAACCAAACUCAAUCGAGCUGUGACCAAACACCACAAACCCUCCAGAACCAAAGACACUUCAACCAAGAUGCUGGAGGAUCCGAGCUGGACUCUUCUGACAGCAGUCAACAGUCAAGCAUGUGCGCCAACAGCAGAGCCUCCACACUUCAGAAACUGAACCCCUUCAGCGUAGAAAGCCUUCUAUCAGAAUCCAGACCUAGGCGCAAACUGAACGUAGACGGAUUUUCUGCCUUACCCUCAUCGCGGCCUUUGAUAGGGAAAGGACAUUUCUUACUCUAUCCCAUCACCCAGCCGCUUGGAUUCAUUGUUCCUCAGACUGCUUUGAAGACAACACCACCAGGUUCAGACUCAGACAACUCUUCACAAAGAACCCCAGUGAAUGACAACAACUUCUCUGCCGAUACUGGACAUAAAAACAACAAGGAGUCCAGUAAUAUCAGUAACGACGCGACAGUAAUCAAACCGCAGAUCAACUUUCCCACAAAAAAUACUACAGGUUCAUCCCAGAACAGCCCAAGCCAAGUUACCUUUUCCAGUAGCAACUGUAGUCAGACUUCAGCAAGCCGUUGUGAAAAAUAUUUUCAAGAUAAUGAUUCAAAGUCCUUGCCAUCAGACAAAAAAGAGCAGUCUGUAAAAGACUACCCAGGGAGUUCUGAGUCUGUGACAACAAACGUUCCACCAGAGACUGACACUGAAGAUGUCGAUAUGGAAUAAUAGACCCGUGAGAAAAAUAUUGAUACCAUUACACCUUUCAUUUGCCCAAAGCUCAAUCACGUCUCUUAGAAUAUAAACUCUCAAUUUACAGAUGAGAUAUCUAGCGAAUAUUCUGAUGAUGAUGGGUUUAACUGUGUGUGUGUGUUGCGUGCGUGCGUGCGUGUAUAUGUGCACGUGUGUGUGGUGGUGGUAGUAGUACUAGCCCCCCCCUCUGUGUAACAAACUGUAAAAAGACAUAAAAACCACAAAAAUCCUCAAAGGCUGUAAAAAGUAUUAAGAUAUUUAUAUAUGUAAGGUUUUCAUAAAUAAAUCGAUUGUAUACAAUAAAUGCAAACCGUGUGAGACCUUAAA